Bursaphelenchus xylophilus (pine wood nematode) is the source of this 1141-nucleotide messenger RNA. Lineage: Eukaryota; Metazoa; Nematoda; Chromadorea; Rhabditida; Aphelenchoididae. The record is from the annotation of a GenBank genome assembly.
AUGUUAGCUCCCAAAUAUCAGAAGCUGAGUCCAUGUUCGGAACGGCGGAUUCAACCAUUUGAGAUCAAUCCAUACGACUUGUCGGUGGAGAUAGAGCAUGUUCUGGGGAAGGAUGGGAAUUCUGUCAUUUACCGGGGACUCCUAAGAUCCAUAAAGUCCAAUAAAUCUUCUUAUUCCCAAGUGGCGAUAAAGAUCUCUUAUCCGCCGAUUACUCCCAAGUCUAGGUAUGUGUUAAAUAACUCGCCUUGCACCUUGAAUUAUUUUUUAUUGUUAGAAAGGCAGUUGCCAAUGAGAUCCAAGCUCUCAAGACGUUGAAACACAACUCCCAUAUCCUUUCGAUGGUGGGGUACAUGAAUACCGAGACGGAUCUGAUGAUUGUCUCCGAGUUCUGCCAACUGGGGCAUCUCGGUGGACUCAUCCAAUCUCAUCCUUGUCAUUACGCAGUAAGUCUUUGUAACAAAUUUUAAAUGUAUUUUUGCAGAACCAAGAACUCUGCUCUACCGUAAUCUGCUUUAACGCUGAGGAAUUGCUCUCAUUCUUCUGGCAAAUCGCUGAUGGCUUGUCCUUUAUGACCGCCAAUGAGAUUUUGCACAGAGAUAUUGCUGCUGAGAAUAUCUUUAUAACCGAUAAUAUGGUCGCCAAAGUCGGAGGAUUCAAAAGAUGCAUGAUAAAACGACAAAUUGGAGAUCACGAUGAGGAAUUGCCUUUCUGGAACCAAGCAGUGGAGACUCUGUUGAAAGGAGAAUAUUCAGAGAAGUCGGAUGUGUAAGUGAAGCCGAAAGAGUCUCAAAUAUUUGUUAUAUUACAGAUGGCAGUUCGGGAAUUUGUUGUUUGAAGUAUUCUCUGGUGGAUCACUUCCAUUUGGAGAUCUUUCGAAGGAACAAAUUAUCCAGAUGUUCGCUGAAAACGAGAGGCCUCGGCCAGUCAGGGCUUGUCCAGAUAUUGUGCAAGUUUGUUUACAACUUUAACCGAUUAUUUUUGCUUUCAUUUACAUAUAAUAUUUAAUUGUAGGUCUGACUUGAUUGAUCAAUGUUGGAAGACAGAUGUAGAUAGAAGACCGUCUUUCUCCCAACUCAAGUCUCUAAUCGCUGCAACUUUCAUCAAGUCAAGGUCACCAAAGAGUUCAGGAAGUUUGAGAUGA